Drosophila eugracilis is the source of this 4636-nucleotide messenger RNA. RefSeq names its product monocarboxylate transporter 12. The record is from RefSeq and is a predicted model, not a curated record. NCBI's taxonomy places the organism in Eukaryota, Metazoa, Arthropoda, Insecta, Diptera, Drosophilidae. The transcript has a single exon. Gene Ontology annotation, biological process: monocarboxylic acid transport; transmembrane transport. Bases 988 to 3435 code for a protein of 815 amino acids. Gene Ontology annotation, molecular function: monocarboxylic acid transmembrane transporter activity.
UCAUUUUCAUUUCGCAGCGAACGGCGCAGCAGUCCAGAACAAAAGUCGGGCAAUUCGAAAUCGGAAUCGGAGAUUGUUAUUUUUCGCCAGAUUCGCAAAAACCAAAAAGAAUGAAAAUAAAAUUGUCGCUAAAAUGCAACUGCAGCUAAAAAUUAUCGAGUAGUGUUAGUGCCGCCGAGUGUGUGUGUGCGCUUUUUAUCGAUCACACUCCGCACUUCUUCCUCCUUCCUUCCUCCUCACUCCUCUCUCUUUCACUCUGGCUCUCUCCAAUUGAAUUUCAAAGCUGAAAAUCGGAAAAUUAUACAAUUGCAUUCGCAAAUUACGACGUACACACGUACGUACGUACAGCACCCCCAAAAAAGCUGAGCAAAAGCGAGAUAAACGCAAAAUCAAAGUCAAAGAAGAAAACAGCAAAAAGGCAAGGAAAAUCUAAGGAAAACAAACAUUUUCUGGUGACCUCAGAUGCAGCUGCAAGUGCAAGUUAAAAAUACACAAACAAAGCGGAAAUAAGCAACAAAAAGCGGAAAAAGCACAAACAGUAACGGUUCAAACUAAAUCGAGCACAAAACAAACUCAAAACUAGAGCUACAGUACUUAUUUACAUGGCUGGAAAGGCAACCAUCAUCUAAUAUUUACUUAAAUAUACAGGCAGGCAGGCAGCCCACGCCUUUUAUCGCUUGUGAAUUUAUGAAUUUAUCAAACUAAAACAAAAACAAAAACUCAAUAACAAUUGACACACACAAGACCAAGCACACAACUGCAGUGGGAGAGCCAAAGAGAGAUUCAAAGAGAGCGUGAGUCGAAGAGAUAACUUGGGCUCUCUCCUUUGCUUUUGGCAUUCGCACGCGGGCAGCGACGCCAAGCGGACGUUCCUCCUCCUUCUUCGCCAUCACCAUUCGUGCUUUUCGACCCCUUUUUAACUCCACAAAAACCGCGUGUGCUCGGUACUUAGGCACCUAGGGAACCCUAACCCCCAAUCCCACCACCAUGGUGGACACAAACAGUUCAAAUCCCGGCAAUAUGGGCGGCAAUUCCGCCUCAUCUGCACGGCUAAGGAGAUUCGAGAGGACAGACAGCGAGUUGGCCUGUGAGGAGGCGGCUAGACUGACGGCCGAACAGAGUCCAGAGGAUGAGGACAACCAGGAGGAGGAUGAUGAGGACGAAGAGAGCGUCUAUGGGGAGCUGCCGCCUCCGCCGGACGGAGGAUACGGCUGGGUCAUCUGCUUCGCCAGCUUCAUGUGCAACAUGAUAGUGGACGGCAUAGCCUACACAUUUGGACUCUUUCUGCCGGAGUUUGUGUCCUACUACAACGAAGGCAAGGGCACGGUCGCCUGGGUGGGCAGUCUUCUGUCCGGAGUUUACCUGAGUGCCGGACCCAUCGUAUCCGCCCUAGCCAACAAGUACGGAUGUCGAGCUGUCUGCAUAGCCGGCAGCAUAAUCGCCUGCAUAGCCUUCGUUCUCAGCACAUUUAGUGGCACCGUGACCAUGCUGAUGGCCACCUAUGGUUUCAUGGGAGGAUUCGGUUUUGGUAUGAUAUAUCUGCCAGCUGUUGUAGCCGUGGGAUAUUAUUUUGAAACCAAGAGAAGUCUGGCCACCGGAAUCGCCGUUUGCGGUUCCGGCGUUGGAACCUUUGCCUUCGCCCCUCUGGCCAGAUAUCUUCUGGAACAAUUUGGCUGGAAGAACGCCCUGCUCAUAUUUGCGGGUCUAAUCCUCAGCUGCGCCAUCUUCGGAGGUAUGAUGAAACCCCUGACCUAUCCGAAGAAGAAGAAGCAGAAGCCCUUGAUGCAAAGAAUGUACGAGGAGAAACAGCUGCAGCUCGAAAGAGGGUCUUUUGCUGGUUCCCACUUCAUGGUACAGCUACCCGAUGGAACCAUGGAGCGUAAGCUUAAAAUGCCACUAAACGCCGAUCCAGGAGUUCACUCCAGCUUGAAUCUUGAGCUUCUAGCUCAACAGUCGGGCGGCGGAGGAGGUCUACAUCCAGUUUCCACUCUGCCCACCAUCACGGAAUCCAAAGUGGUUGAUGUCCAUAGGCAGAACGGCGCUCAAUCCCCUCCAAAUGGUGACAGCAAUGGGCAGUUAUCAGCUCGGUCCGCUGCUGGAGCCGGACGUCGCCCUCACAGGAAUUCCGAGUCGGAGAGCAGUCCAUAUCACUCGCAGGAUGCCAUGACCCGCAAUGCCUCGCAGCCCGCUUUCCUCGCCGGCGAUCAUCAGAGUUUGCCCAAAAACGGAUCCGUGCCUUCGUUCAACACGCGGGUAAGAAAAACCUCUGCCUCUGAACGCUAUCAGCCUUCAUUGGCCGCCAUCAGAGCCUCUUCUCGGGGUGACUUGGAGGCAGGAGCUGGCGGCGAUUUCGUCUCGUCCAAGCUGUCUCUCUCACAGAGGCAAGGCGGCAGUCAGUCGGGCAGCAGCGGCAGGAUGGUCCGACCCAUGUCUCGUAAGGAUAUCUUCUACUCGGGUUCCGUCACGAACCUGCCUCAAUAUCAAUCCCAGAAGUCCCUAACCAACUACAGGAAUUCGGUUCUUUCGCUGACAAAAUACGAGAAAAGCAUGCAGAGUGUGGCCAAGUUGGAUCCCUUGGCUGAGGCAGAGAAACACCGUGAGGAGUACGACUUGUGCCCCUGCCUGGGUAUUCCCGAUUCCGUUAAAUCUGUGGUCAACACAAUGUUGGAUGUGAGUUUGCUGAAGGAUCCUGUCUUCAUGAUGAUAGGAGUCUCGAAUAUUUUCGGCAUGGCCGGGCUGUACGUGCCUUUUGUCUACCUGGUGGAUGCGGCACAGGAACAUGAUGUACCCAAGAGUGAUGCCACCAUGCUGCUGUCCAUCAUCGGCAUCACCAAUACAGUGGGUCGUGUUUUCUGCGGAUGGGUGGCGGAUCUGCCCCAGGUCAACUCGUUGCUGCUCAACAAUUGCUGCCUUGUUGUGUCCACCAUAGCCGUGAGCUUGACUCCAUUGUGCUAUAGCUACUCGGCCUACAUAACCAUGUCGAUAUUCUUCGGACUGGCCAUCUCGGGAUACAUCUCGCUGACGUCAAUUAUCCUGGUCGACCUACUCGGCCUGGACAAACUAACAAAUGCCUUUGGACUGCUGAUCCUGUUCAGAGGAUUCGCCGCCUUGAUCGGAACGCCUUUGGCGGGAGCCAUCUACGAUAUGACACAGACAUACGACCUGCCCUUUUACAUGGCCGGUGCCUUGUUCGGAAUCUCUACGAUAACCAGUUUCCUGGCGCCCUUCCUGAAGCGAUGCAGUCCAUCCGAAGAGACUCCCGUGCAUGUGGAGACACUCACGCCCAUCGACGAGGAACAAGGCGAGGAUGCAGAGGACGAGGACGAGGAUCAGCCCAUCACCAUAGUGCCCAAGAUCAUCAAGACGCUGGCGAGUCCACAGCAAGAGGAGGGACAUCCACAGUUCCCCCAGAAGACAAACGAAUCGAAGCUCUAAGUGGGAUCAGUUGAGGAUAAGAUGAAUUUACAGGAGACAUUGCGGGGCUCAAGAGGAUCCGGUGAGAUAUUUUUCUAUUUACUUAUACAGCAGAGGAGGAGAUCUGAGAUCGAGCACACCUAUAUACAAAGCGGAGAAGACGGAUAUAUAUAUAAAGCCAGCCCCAUACCAUAUAUAUAUACAUAUACCUUUAAGCCUAAGCAACAGCCGGGGGGAUGAGAUGAAGAAAAAGGAAAAUCCACUUUUCUACCAAGAUAACUCAGCUUAGCUUGCGAUAAGAUAUAGAAGAAAAACCUUCGGCUAUAUAUACACUAUAGUACGCUCAUAAAUUACCGAUCGAAAACUGAUACCGAUCGCUGGUAGAUUGCAACUGUUAUACAGCAACCACAAAAUAUUGUAAAGUAACCUCUAUUAUUAUUUGUUUGUUAAACCCUACGAUUACUAUGAUUACCAUUAUGAUUACUAUUAAAGAUUAUUGUGUACUACUAUAACAUAGUUGUUGGCCAGGCGUUAGAAAUGUGUCAUACCGUAGAGAUGUGCUAUAUGCGAUAUAGCGAUAUAUAGCGUGUGUGUAAACUGUUAACUGUAAUCUGUAGCUAAGUAGAAGAGGCCCCAUUAACUUAAACAACAACAAACAGCGGCGACAGCAGCAACUAUUUCGAAAACUAAUAAAUUGUAUAUUUUUUAAGAAGAAACGCUACACACAGAACUCAAAACAAGAGCGAAAAGAACACAAAUGAACCGCAUUAAGAACUAAAAUUGUUUUCAAUUUUACACUCAUCAUUUAGGUGGCUAACACAAAAUACAAAUUUACGGCUCAUUUUUGUAAGUUAUUAACUAAACUAAACUCAAGUCCAGCAACAGAAAAACCAAAAGUUAAUACAUUUUUAAGGCUUGUGUGUGUCUGUUUUUAAGCUAUCCAAGUAAAUAGCCUAGUAGCUACGAACCAUAAGCAAUACGGCAAGUGCAGUUCUAUACAAACUAAAUUGUUCACGCGGCUAACUAACUAACUAAUUAAACAGUAUCAAAUAUGUACCACAAGAAAUAUUCUAAAUCUGUUAUACGCAUAAGGACAGGAGCAACAACAAGUGAACGAGAGGGUAACACAUCAAAUAAACAUUUAGAACAAUAAGUGUUGAAGGAAUGAGAAAAGCAGCCAGAAUAUGUUAGUAAUAAAAGAAAUUGCCAUACAUUUUAAAAA